Messenger RNA from Phoenix dactylifera (date palm), 1268 nucleotides. RefSeq lists its product as uncharacterized. The record is from RefSeq and is a predicted model, not a curated record. Lineage: Eukaryota; Viridiplantae; Streptophyta; Magnoliopsida; Arecales; Arecaceae.
AAUGUCCAAGGCUCCCCUAUCGCCUCAUUUCCUCAGCUCUCUUCUGUAAGUCUUCAGGCUUCAGCGACUGGAGCAGGCCAACGAAGGAAGCAGAAGAGAGCCUCCCAACCCCACAAACCUAGAGUCCUAAAGGAUUUUUUUUCCACCACCGCCACCGCCACCGCCGUACAUACCAUGGGAAGAGCCCCUUGCUGCGACAAAGCCAGCGUGAAGAAAGGUCCAUGGUCUCCGGAGGAGGACGCCAGGCUCAAGGCCUACAUCGAGCAGCACGGCACUGGCGGAAACUGGAUCGCCCUCCCUCGAAAGAUUGGCCUCAAGCGAUGCGGUAAGAGCUGCCGGCUCCGAUGGCUGAACUAUCUCCGGCCAAAUAUUAAACAUGGAGGAUUCUCUGAAGAAGAAGAUAACAUCAUUUGCAGCCUCUAUAUCAGCAUCGGUAGCAGGUGGUCUAUAAUCGCCGCCCAAUUGCCCGGAAGGACAGACAACGACAUCAAGAACUACUGGAACACGAGACUGAAGAAGAAGCUUUUGGGCAAGCAGCGCAAGGAUCACCAGCAGCAGGCACGUCGAGGUGGAGGGAUGGAGCAAGGAGCUGAAAGAGAUGAGAGUGGAAAUUUAGGAGUUCUCAGCGAGGGUGGCAGCAGCCAGAGCACGUACUGGCCUGAGCCAGCAGCCAUGCCCAUGUACUCGACCAGCCAGCUCGAUCGUCACGUCGACGACGAGCAUGCUUCCAUGAGGCAGCUGCUCAUAAAGAAUGAGGGGAGGUUCUCUAGCGGAAGCAACGCAGGCCUUCAGAGCCCUUUCAUUCCUCCCUCGUCGGCUACACUGCCACAAAUCUAUGAUGAUUCAGCUAGCACAAUGACACCUUUGGCGAACGCCACAACCACGGCGUUCGGCGAGGGCUUGCAAGGUCCAACCGGGUUCGCAGCCGACCUCGAUGAGUUGCUUCGGUGCAACCCAGUGAAAUCGGAAGGCCUUGAUUUCUACUAUGGAGCAGGAGGCAUGGUUGCUGAGCACCAUGGGAGCAUCACAUCGGAGAGCAUCAACUGGAGCGAGGUAAGCCCUUUGAUCUACCCGAAUGUGGUUCCGAGCUACCAAGGGAUGCAGCAGUGUUUGUUCGAAGAACCGGUGCACCUCAUCCUGCAGUGAUGAUUGAUGUACAUGAGCUUGUGUAGAUUUGUAGCAUCGAUGAAGGUGACGGCAUUGAAUUCCUCUGAUAAAACCUUAAUAAAUUCAAGUAUUUGGAAGAGAUGUUUGAAUUGUGUUUUUGA